Messenger RNA from Sphaerodactylus townsendi, 2113 nucleotides. RefSeq names its product glutamine amidotransferase class 1 domain containing 1 (gene GATD1). The coding region runs from base 204 to 848 and encodes 214 amino acids. The transcript has 8 exons. Lineage: Eukaryota; Metazoa; Chordata; Lepidosauria; Squamata; Sphaerodactylidae. The record is from RefSeq and is a predicted model, not a curated record.
GAGAGGGGGCUGCGAAGCUGGCCGAGGAGGACGUGGAGGACCUCUCGGGGAAGGUGCCAGGACGCUGGAUACAAUUGCCCACCCCCGGGCGCAGCGAUUACGGCGUGCACUUGUCAGGCGUGGCGGGCUCAUCUCUGCAGCAGCACCCUGCAAAAAACCAGAAACGCGGCUCCUACUGACCAUUCCGGUCGGCUGUCACGUUAAUGACACACGACCUCCGCCAGAAAACCAGAGUGACAGCUUCACCCAGUGUGUCUGCUGACUCCUUCCUUCAUUCUUUUACACUGGCAAGUGCUGCUUUUAAUUUGCAGGUUGCUACCCCUGGGGGAAAGCCUAUUGAUUUCGUUAAUGUUAAUGAGGCAAACAUGCGUUGGAUCCAGGACUUUCGUAUGAAAUCAUAUGCAAAUCCUGCCAAAUUAGAAUCAACUGAUGGUGCCCGAUACCAUGCACUGUUGAUUCCUGACUGUCCUGGUGCUGUAACGGAUUUAGCAAACAGUGGGUACUUAGCUAGGAUAUUGCAGCAUUUCCGCUCUGAAAACAAACCCAUUUGUGCUGUUGGGCAUGGAGUUGCCGCCUUAUGCUGUGCUACAAAUGAGGACAAAUCCUGGGUAUUUGAAGGAUACAGUUUAACAGGGCCCUCUGUGUAUGAACUGAUCAGAUUGCCUAGUUUUGCCAGCUUACCCAUUAUUGUUGAAGACUUUGCAAAAGAUUCUGGCGCUAACUUUAGUGCCAGCAAAGCAGAUGCAGUACAUGUAAUCCUGGACCAGCACCUUGUCACUGGGCAGAAUGACAACUCCACAGUUGCAGCUAUCCAGAAUCUUAUUUUUCUCUGCAGUACCAAGAAGUGAUGAGCUACUGUCUCCUUGUAACUGAUCAAUACAGAAGACUGUUUGGCCUGGGAUAUGAAUCAUUUGCUAAUGGAGAUGACUAGCAUCAGUUUGUUGACUGCCGUCAGUAAGUCAAAGACAGCAGCAAGGUUUUCUAAAGAUGGACUGUGUUAAGUUGGAGAAUGUAUAUUAAAAUUCCAGGUACUGGAAGAAAUGUAUGCUGUGUACUGUCCUUAAGAUGAUGUGUAUAUGUUAAACCAGAGUGUAUACAUUAAACUAGCAGCUGUCCUUCUGCCAAUGUCUACAAUUUGCGCUGAUAAAAAUACAGCUCUGCUACUGAUUCUCAGAUUAGUUCUUUGUUGUUUUUCUGCUGAAGUUUUCAUUCUAAGCUCCAGAACAAAUACAUUGUUUUAUAUUUUAUUCUAUUCAUUGUAAGCAUUAAAGUGGCCCACAUGUUCCUGGUCAAGUUGAAAGGCAGAGCCUGGCUCAACUACAACAGCCUCCAAUGAACAGAUUCAGAACAAGUAAAAAUGAGGACAUAAAAACAGCACUCCAGCCAAAGCAACUUUAUUUAUACAGGAAAUGUCUGUAUAUGCAUUCAGUACACAAUCUUAUUCAAGCAGAUCCUCAUACCUCAUUACCAUCACCCAACUUCCUAAAUGCCACUGUUACUGUAUCCUGUUAUAAAUGCUGGUGGGAGAAUUCUGGGAUUUUAUGGGUGAGCAGUUCACUUGCUGUCAGAAGGCACUGCAGGUAGAGCCGCCUAAAAUCCCAAAUGAUCCCAUUUGCUCUCUGAAAUUUUGAAUGCCCCCCAGAAGGGGAUGUACGGGAUGUCAAGAAUUAUUGUUCUAGAAGAUAAUGGGAUUGCAUCAAGAUUAAACUGGCAACUUCAACCCACUCCCCCUUGCUGCUGCAGAACCCAUUCAGUUUUCCAGAAGCAAAAAUAAUGGAGAUCCAUGGGAGCAAGGGAAUCAGGAAAGUUCCAUUUUGUGGUCAAAAAUGUAGGCUGGAACCAGAUUCACUCUGGUUGUCUGCAAAAUGUAGUACUCAGAUAGGUAGUGAUUCCCCAGGAUCUGAUGCAGAGAUCUUUCACAUUACCUACUAAGAUCCUUUUAACUAAUGAUGCCAGAGACUGAACCUGGUACCUUCUGCCUGUUGAACAAAUGCUCUGCUGUUGCACCACAGCCUGCCUACUUCACACUAGCCAUGAUUGAAAACUUCUGUAGACUCCUUGUGUAGUUCUUUUUUUCAUGUGCUGCAUUACAAAUAAAUUUACUUGCAAACCA